AUGAGGCUUCGGAAGGCCGCUCGCGUCAUCCUCAUCGGUGCACCUGGUGUUGGCAAGGGGACGCAGUCUGAGCGCUUGCUCCAACGCUUCCCCCAGCUUUCGUCGAUCAGCUCCGGCGAUCUACUCAGGAACAAUGUCAAAAACAGGACGCCUCUCGGGAUCAAGGUGGAGAGCACGAUGAAAGCUGGUGGUCUCGUCCCUGAUGCUCUCAUACUUCGCCUCAUCACGAACGAGCUCAACCAACGUGGGUGGUUGUUUGCCAACAAGAGCUCCAACAUCAUGACACUGUCGUCUUCUAGUAUCUCUGUUGAUGCGCAAUCCUUCGAAGCAGAACAAGCCGCCGAAGCGGAGGCCGCCUCGUUUAUCUCCUCCCCAACGCUGUCUGGCCAGUACUCGCCGCCGCAGCCAUCCGAAGAUCCCUCCGCAUCCUUCCUUCUCGAUGGCUUCCCCCGAACAGCCACGCAGGCCGAUCAGCUCGACGAAAUCAUCCCCAUAAACCUCGUCGUGUCGCUAAAGACGCCCUUCAAGGUCAUAAUGGAGCGCAUCGCCGGACGCUGGGUCCACGAGCCGUCAGGGCGGGUGUACAACGAUACUUUCAAUGCGCCCAAGGUGGCGGGUCUUGACGACGUCACUGGCGAGCCGCUGGUAAGGCGCAUGGACGACAGCGAGGACGUUUAUCGCGAGCGGUUCCGCAAGUUUGAAGAAACUAGCCUGCCGCUUUUAGACCACUACGACAAGAAGGGCGUCCUGUGGGAAGUCGAGGGCUUGAGCAGCGACGAGAUCAGCCCCAAGCUCUUCCGGGAAUUUGAGAGACGCUUUGUCGCCUGA
Molecule: messenger RNA, 828 nt
Organism: Thyridium curvatum
Lineage: Eukaryota; Fungi; Ascomycota; Sordariomycetes; Thyridiales; Thyridiaceae
Exons: 2
Coding region: 1-828 (275 amino acids)
Biological process (GO): nucleobase-containing compound metabolic process
Cellular component (GO): cytoplasm; mitochondrion
Molecular function (GO): ATP binding; AMP kinase activity
Source: RefSeq, a predicted model, not a curated record